GCGCGGAGCGAAGGGCUGGGAGCCGAUGGCCGCAUGGAGCCCUCUCUCUUCGCGUGGGGUGCGAACAGCUAUGGACAACUCGGUCUUGGUCAUAAAGAGGAUGUGCUGGUACCUCAGGCACUGAAAGAUGUUUCCUGCAAAUGUCAAGACAUUAAAAGUGUUACUGGAGGAGGGGGACAUUCUGCAGUUAUCACUGGUGCGGGAGAGCUCUUUGUAUGUGGCCAUAACAAAGAUGGGCAGUUGGGACUGAAUCACAGAGAAGAUGUACUACGUUUUACUUUGUGCACUGCCCUAUCUGGAUUUUGUGUAAAACAAGUUGCCUGUGGCUGGGAUUUCACAAUCAUGUUAGUAGGAUCUGGUCUAGUUCUGUCCUGUGGGUCUAACUCUUUUGGACAGUUGGGAGUUCCUCAAAUUUCAGGUCCCUGCUUGAUUCCACAAAAGAUAGAGUCUCUUAAAGAGAAAGUGGUGGAUGUUGCUGCAGGUCUGAGACAUGCUCUUGUUGCUACAGAGAGUGGUUUGGUGCUUCAGUGGGGAAUUGGCAUGGCAUCUCGGGCGAAGCGUGCACACAAAGAGAAAACCCUCCCCCUGUUCUUGACAGCAAAGGAGCCUUGUGAAGUAACAGGUCUGGAAGAUGUAAAGGUGAAGGCAGUUGCUGCAGGCUCCUGUGAUUCAGUGUCACUCACAGAUGAAGGACACUUGUAUGUCUGGGGUAGCAACAAACAUGGGCAGCUAGUGAGCAAAGAGAUCUUUCUUGCUGAGCCCGAGAAGAUAGACACUCAGUAUUUCUCACAUGAAAAGAUUGGAGCAGUUUGGAGUGGCUGGACCCACUUGGUGGCACAAACAGAAACUGGGAAGGUGUUCACCUGGGGCAGAGCAGACUAUGGACAACUUGGAAGGCAUGCAGUGGUUCCUGAGGGGCAGGAGGCUUGCACAGCAUCUGAACAACGCUUGGAGCGGUUGUGUAACAUCCCUGUUUCAGUGCCUUGCCUAAAUGGAGCAUCUCAGAUCGCAUGUGGCUCAGAGCAUAAUCUGGCAGUAGUUGGUGGCCAGUGCUUCUCUUGGGGAUGGAACGAACAUGGGAUGUGUGGUGACGACACAGAAGCAAAUGUUCAUGUCCCAAAGCCAAUCAAAGCUCUUGGUUAUGCAAAGCAGAUCUUAAUUGGAUGUGGGGCAGGACACUCCAUGGCCCUUUCAAACUCCACAUUAGAUUCAGCACACCUGAAAUCAUACCAUCAUGGAUAUGGAUGGACAUCUUUGGAUUGUGUAGCUCAGAAGCACUACAAGAGGAUUGCCCAUUAUGAACACAAUAGUUGGAAACUGCAAAUUUUUUUUCUAAGACUAAAAGGAAUGAGUAUGCAUAUUAAAGUGUACUGGUCUAAAAAUGGUUUAAUGGGUCCUUUUACCAGGAAUUUACUUUCUUACCCACAGGUAGAAUGACAAACAUUUUGCCUGCUGAAGAAAGAAUGACUACUUCUUGUUCUUCUGCAAGUCUUUCAGGAAGCUGCUUAAUUGAUUAUUAUUGGUGUAUAAAUUCAGUCUGAGGAAAUGGUCUGAGAAGGUGGAGGCAUAUGGCCCCUUCUGGUCUUUUAUUAUUGCAUCUUAAUGUCAUGAUGAGUUUGUGUUGCACCUGCCAACUUCUACUGGAUUUGUCAGCACGUCAGAAAAUGCAGCUUGUAUCACAGAGAAAUGCCAGUGAACAUAAAUAUAUGCAUACAGGUAUUUUAAACAGAAGACUAGGAUUUAAAAACUGAAAAAGGAGAUAUAGUUUAAAAGGCUGGCAGAAGGGGAGAAAGAGGCCCUUCUGAACUAGCUGUAUCUUGAUUAAACUCUGAAAGGAGCAAUAUUUCUGAUGAAUUAUGUUCUGUGCCUGACAUCAAUUUAUUAUAAAUUUAUGGGGAUGCAGAUCUGCAUGAAUUAUCAUUAACUUGCAAACCAAGCCUGAAGUUUCUGAAGUUACUGCUUAGGGAGAAAAAACUUCUAACAGUUCUUGGAAACAAUAGAAAUGUUCUUGUCAAAGGACAUAAGUCAGCCGUAGCUGUUGAGGACAGUUUGAUCCAACAUAGCUCCUGUGUUUCCAGCUGCUUUUGAAUAGGAAGACAUAAAAAUGUAGCUAGAGAGUUUUUACAAGUUUCCCAGACUAGAAUGCAGACCAGAAUGCUCCUGAUAAUUUCAGGUUAGUUCUGACUUCUGCAGCCCAGCUGAGUUACUGUUCAGAGCAUGCCCACAGUACUUGUCCCAGGUGAGUGCUUGGCAGAAAACGUAGGCCUAAUGCUUGCUUUGAUAGGAGAAAUGAAAAUGUGUGAAUUAUCUUCAUAUAUUACUAGCUGCCUAUGUUGAGCAGAGUUUUGGAAGCUAUUUAUAAAACUGGUUUUCACACAAAUACAGUGAAUGCCAUUAAACUAGAUGUUUACCACCCACGAUAGUUACAUUUGCUGUGGUAUUUGAUGUAUUUCAAGUGAUAAAUAUAGAGAAUACUACUGUGUGGUAAAUGCACCUUUUAAUGAGACGUACUGUUGCUAAACAGUGGUUUAAUUUUUAAAGCAGGCCUGCCAGGGAAGAAGGCUUACAGAAUUACAAAAUAUACAGAGUAAGGCUCUGAGCAUAUAGAGACUUCCUAAUGAUGUAUCAGUUUACACAUGAAGGGGAAAGAAUUAAAGUGGGAAUAUGGGCUGCAAGGGUUUCACCCCACACCCCCCCCUUGGUUUUACAGCAGUUAUAGUUCAUGGCCCAAUUUUCAAAGGCACAUUCUUUUUCUAUUCAAUGGAUGAGAAACUUGAACUGACUGUGGAGCUGAUUAUGACUGUAUUACAGAUAUUAAAAGAAUUGUAACAAUAAUGAAAUGGAUUCUCUGCAAAAAGUGCAGAAUUGUGACUUUAAAGUGGUUUAUUAUUUUUAAUCCAUGUGCUAAUUGUGGUUCUUCAUUGCAAUAUGCUGCUCCUGGGUGUGAGCUCUUGUACUUAUCUAAGCUGCUAGUUAUUGACUUUCCUCAACAUUUUCUAGAUACAGCAGUGUCUCUGUUACAUGUGCUUAACAGUUUGUCAUGCUUUUUUUGAGUGGUUCUGUCUGGGAGGUCUACCUUUGAUUUCCUCCAAUAUGUACCAAAUAAACAUAUUCUCUUGUUUCAGUAA
Molecule: messenger RNA, 3128 nt
Organism: Melopsittacus undulatus (budgerigar)
Lineage: Eukaryota; Metazoa; Chordata; Aves; Psittaciformes; Psittaculidae
Gene: SERGEF
Product: secretion regulating guanine nucleotide exchange factor
Source: RefSeq, a predicted model, not a curated record